Molecule: messenger RNA, 1902 nt
Organism: Pezoporus occidentalis (night parrot)
Lineage: Eukaryota; Metazoa; Chordata; Aves; Psittaciformes; Psittacidae
Gene: NMI
Product: N-myc and STAT interactor
Cellular component (GO): cytoplasm
Source: RefSeq, a predicted model, not a curated record
CCUCAGGUUUCAAUGGAUUUUACAAGUCUCCCACUAUCUUUAAAAGAUAAUGGCUUUACUAUGGUACCCACUGACCCUUUUGACUCAUCAAAAGAUGAGAUGGAAAGACUUGAAGAAGAACUGAAGAUAUGGAAGAAAAGAGUUGAAGAAGCUGAAAAAGCAAAAGCUGACCUCCUUCUCUGUAAAUCAAGUGCAAUGGAAGAGUAUGUUAAAGCAGAGGAUGGACUGAUAAAAUUAAAGAAUUUACAAGAGAAACAGCAUAAGGAAUCUAUUAUGUCUAGGGACACCCAUGAGAGAGAACUUUAUGUACUAAACCAAGAAAACGCUGAGCUGAAGAGAGAAAUUGAAAAGCUCGAAGAAGACCUUGCAGAAUGUAGUUUAAUACUUUCACGGUAUAGUCAGAUUAAUAAAGAGGUAGCAGAAAUGAAAAUGACUCACAUGGAAGACACGAAGGAUAAUUAUCAAGACAUGAAUACUCACUGUGUUUUUUGUGUAACUACAAAAAUCCCAUUCAGACUGGAUGGAAACCAGGUGCUGCUUACUUUUGAAGACAAAGAAGUUGCCCAGAGACUGAUAGAAAUCGGUAAACAUACUGUGAACCUGGACAAUAAAACAGCAGAUAUGAGAGUGAUGCCUUUUACACUUGAAAUGGGAAUCAAAUUUAAGCUCCAUGUCACUAUUUCUGGAAAGAAGUUUAAUGUUUCAGAAGUACCUGAACUAUCCAUUCCUGAAGACUGGAUGAGAGACAAAUUAGAACUGAAUUUCUACAAAUCUGAACAGGGAGGAGGAAAAGUUGAAAACGUGAACUAUGACAAGCAGUCUAGAACAGCUGUUAUUACGUUCCUCAGACCUGGAGCAGCUAACAGCUUUGUGAGAUGUACUGAAUAUCCUUUUGUUGUAAAUGGAACGUCAUAUAGGCUUCCUGUUUCCCCAGACACCUAUGUAAAAUUGGAGAACUUUCAGCUCUAUUGUGGGAUUUCUAAGAAGACCAUUCUGUUGGAAGGAAUUAAAGAGAUGGAAGAUGAUGAGGAAAGUGUGCAGGACAUGAUUAAAAUCCAUUUUCAAAAGCCUAGUAAUAAUGGUGGGGAAAUAGAGAAAAUCAAAUAUGCAUCAAAAGGAGCAACAUGGGUUUGUUUUGAGGAGGACACUUAGAAUGCCAUAUAGGAAGAUGUAAUUGAUCUCAGAAAGUUCUGUUGUUUUGUUUCAUCAGAGGCAUAGGAAGUUAUGCAGACAUUGUGCUUUAAAGUUCUGAUAUGUAUACUUGAAAAAAAAGGAACUACCUGAUUUGUGUAACAGCACAGACUCAGCAUAGAAAUUCAGUAAAACUCACUGCUUUGUGUUCUAGAGUUUCCUUAUCAAAGUCACAGAAAAAGCCUUUACAGCACUUGAAACUUGUGCUGUAAAUUUGCAGGUUUUGCAUCUUGCAAAUUUUAGAUAGUUCCCAUACUCCAAAGUGGGAUAAAUCUAUUUAAUCUUACAUUUUUGUUAUAAAAGCCAUAUGCAAUCCCAAUCAAAUGCUUGUUCACAGAACUGCUUUUCUGAAGUGCCAUAGCUUCAGAUAGUAGCUCUAACAGGACUCCAGUCCUGCUUAGAUUGCUGUGUGCCACCAUAACUGAAAUACCUGAAAACAGUUACCUUGUAAUUACAUAAAAUCUCCAUUGCCAAAUGAGUGAUAGAAUUAAACUAGAAAAAGGGAAAUGUAGAGUGUAAAAUAACCACAGAUUCACUCAAGAAAUUGCACCUUAUAAGAAAUGCUGUAGCAGUAAUUGCUUUUAGCUGCUGAAACACUGUUACUUCUCCUAGCAUCUGAUGCAAAUUGUGCUGAGCUUCCGUAUGUUAAUAGCCUGGUUUAUUGUUUGUUUUUAACAUUUGUUUCUGCAAUUAAAUCUUUCCUUACUUUUA